CCUCUGAUUGGUCGGGGAGGGGGAGUGGAGGCACGGAGUUUCCCACAAUGCCCCGGUGCGGUGCAGCCGCGGAUGGAUGCUGCGGGAAGGGGCUGCCAUUUGCUGCCCCUGCCAGCGGCGCGCGGACCUGCCCGCGCUCCUGCGGCCGCCGCCGCCGCCAGAGCCGUCAGCCCGCCCGGCCUCUGCAGCGGCGCCGCCUCGGCUCCCUGCGCGGCGGCCGCCGGAGCGGUCGCCAUGAACCCCAGCUCCUCGGCGGGAGAGGAGAAAGGGGCGACGGGCGGCAGCAGCAGCAGCGGAAGCGGCGCCGGGAGCUGCUGCCUGGGCGCCGAGGGCGGCGUGGACCCGCGGGGCGCAGGGGCAGCGGCGGCCGCUGCCCUGGACGAGCCCGCGGCUGCCGGCCAGAAGGAGAAGGACGAGGCGCUGGAAGAGAAGCUGAGGAACUUAACUUUCCGGAAGCAGGUGUCUUACAGGAAAGCAAUCUCCCGGGCAGGACUCCAGCACCUGGCUCCUGCACAUCCCCUCAGCCUUCCUGUGGCAAAUGGUCCAGCAAAGGAGCCCAGAGCGACUCUGGACUGGAGCGAGAAUGCCGUGAAUGGAGAGCACCUGUGGCUGGAGACCAACGUCUCAGGAGACCUCUGCUACCUGGGGGAGGAGAACUGCCAAGUCCGAUUUGCAAAAUCCGCUCUCAGGAGGAAGUGUGCUGUGUGUAAAAUCGUGGUCCAUACUGCCUGCAUUGAGCAGCUAGAAAAGAUUAAUUUUAGAUGUAAACCAACAUUUCGGGAAGGAGGCUCAAGGUCACCAAGAGAAAAUUUUGUGCGUCAUCACUGGGUGCACAGGCGUCGGCAGGAAGGAAAAUGUAAGCAGUGUGGUAAGGGCUUCCAGCAGAAGUUCUCCUUCCACAGUAAAGAGAUUGUGGCUAUCAGCUGUUCCUGGUGCAAGCAGGCGUUUCACAAUAAGGUGACCUGCUUCAUGCUGCAUCACAUUGAGGAACCCUGCUCCCUUGGGGCUCAUGCUGCUGUCAUUGUCCCGCCCACCUGGAUCAUUAAGGUGAAGAAACCUCAGGUGAUCUCCAUACCAGGAGAUGAAUUUGAACUUGGUUGGGCGGGAGACGGACCUGGUUGGGCGGGAGACUGGAGCCCCUCAGAGAAUUUGGGAUUCUUCCAUUUUUACUGGGAGGGUUGGCAGAACUCCCUGAAAGCUUCAAAUCGGAAGAAGAAGAGAACAAGCUUUAAAAGAAAAGCCAGCAAAAGAGGAACUGAACAGGAAAACAAAGGUCGUCCUUUUGUGAUAAAACCUAUCUCUUCUCCUCUCAUGAAACCCUUGCUUGUAUUUGUGAAUCCGAAGAGUGGAGGCAACCAGGGAACUAAAGUCUUGCAGAUGUUCAUGUGGUACCUGAAUCCACGACAGGUCUUUGAUCUUUCUCAGGAAGGGCCAAAGGAUGCGCUUGAGUUGUACAGGAAAGUACCAAAUCUUCGGAUUCUGGCUUGUGGUGGAGAUGGAACGGUGGGCUGGAUCCUUUCUAUCCUGGAUGAGCUGCAGCUGAGUCCUCAGCCGCCUGUGGGAGUCCUCCCUCUGGGGACAGGGAAUGACCUGGCUCGAACUCUCAACUGGGGAGGGGGAUACACUGAUGAACCUGUUUCUAAGAUCCUAUGCCAAGUAGAGGAUGGGACAAUUGUACAGCUAGAUCGCUGGAACCUCCAUGUGGAAAGAAACCCAGACUUGCCUCCGGAAGAACUGGAAGAUGGCGUGUGUAAGCUUCCUCUGAACGUUUUCAAUAAUUACUUCAGCCUUGGAUUUGAUGCUCAUGUCACACUGGAGUUCCAUGAAUCCAGAGAAGCAAAUCCAGAGAAGUUCAACAGUCGUUUCCGAAAUAAAAUGUUCUAUGCAGGGGCAGCUUUUUCUGACUUCCUACAAAGAAGUUCUAGAGAUCUAUCCAAACAUGUUAAAGUUGUUUGUGAUGGAACAGAUCUCACCCCAAAGAUUCAGGAACUGAAGUUCCAGUGUAUAGUAUUUUUAAAUAUACCCAGGUAUUGUGCAGGCACAAUGCCCUGGGGAAACCCAGGCGAUCACCAUGACUUUGAACCUCAGCGCCACGAUGAUGGCUACAUUGAAGUCAUCGGAUUCACUAUGGCCUCUUUGGCUGCCCUGCAAGUCGGGGGCCAUGGGGAGAGACUGCACCAGUGUCGAGAGGUCAUGCUGCUCACUUACAAGUCCAUCCCCAUGCAAGUAGAUGGGGAGCCCUGCAGAUUGGCCCCAGCUAUGAUUCGGAUCUCCUUGCGGAAUCAGGCCAACAUGGUACAGAAGAGCAAGAGGAGAACAUCCAUGCCUUUACUGAAUGACAUCCACCAGGUGCAAACUGCGGACCUGCGGCGAGUGUCUGCUCCCCCCGGCUCCUUCACCAUUCCCCAGUCUGUCCCAGAUCGGCUGCGGAUCCGCGUGAACAAAAUCAGUUUACAAGACUACGAGGGAUUCCACUAUGACAAAGAGAAACUCCGGGAAGCUUCCAUACCCCUGGGUAUUCUUGUUGUGCGUGGAGACUGUGAUUUGGAGACUUGCCGUAUGUACAUAGACCGCCUACAGGAGGAUCUGCAGUCAGUUUCUUCUGGCUCCCAGAGAGUUCAUUACCAGGACCACGAAGCCUCCUUCCCCAGGGCACUCUCCGCUCAGAGGCUCUCCCCACGGUGGUGCUUCCUAGACGCAACUUCUGCUGAUCGCUUUUAUCGAAUAGACAGAUCUCAGGAACACUUGCACUUUGUGAUGGAGAUUUCCCAAGAUGAGAUUUUUAUUCUGGACCCAGAUAUGGUGGUGUCUCAGCAGGCAGGGACACCUCCGGGCAUGCCUGAUCUGGUGGUGGAGCAAGCCUCCGGGCUGUCAGACUGGUGGAAUCCCGCGCUCCGGAAGCGCAUGCUGAGUGACAGUGGGCUGGGGAUGAUCACUCCCCACUAUGAAGACUCAGAUAUGCAAGACCUCAGUCACUCCCGCGUGCUACAGUCACCAGUCUCUUCAGAAGAUCAUGCAAUUUUGCAGGCAGUAGUAGCUGGUGAUCUUAUGAAGCUAAUAGAAAGCUAUAAAAACGGAGGCAGUCUGCUAAUUCAGGGACCGGACCACUGUUCACUUCUUCACCACGCAGCUAAAACCGGCAACGGGGAGAUUGUGAAAUAUAUCCUUGACCAUGGACCUUCUGAGUUAUUGGAUAUGGCUGACAGUGAAACGGGUGAGACCGCGCUGCACAAGGCUGCCUGCCAGCGGAACCGGGCUGUGUGCCAGCUUCUGGUGGACGCAGGAGCAUCUCUGAGAAAGACGGACUCCAAGGGUAAGACACCUCAAGACAGAGCACAGCAGGCUGGGGACCCGGAGUUAGCUGCCUAUCUAGAAAGCCGUCAGAACUAUAAGGUCAUUGGCCAUGAGGACCUGGAAACUGCUGUUUGACCCUGGCAGAUAGGCAAAGAAGACCUGAGUGAGCAGAUCACCUGCGCCCUCUGGCGAUCGGGCAGCUCUCCUGGAAGAAGCUGAUGGAAUCCGGACACCAGUCUCUCUCCUGCAAGAAUCUAUCUGAGACCAUGCCACCAGAUUUAAGGGCUCUCCAGAUCUGCAACAGAACAUGAUAGCCCGUGGAGAAGGAGGCGGGAUACCUGGGGGUGUGUGGAAGACCAGUUCCACAAAAUGUGAUCCUAUUGCUUCCAGCAAGUAGCAUGAACUUCUGUGUUCACCUGUAUAAUUUAUUUUAAAGAUUCAAAGGAUGUUCGUAUAAAUGGCACUGCUCCCUCCUCCCCCCAUGCAUUCUUUCCUCUGUACCACAUGAUUCUACUGUAACGACCCCCACCAACUUAAACAAAUGCGGUAUUACCUUUUCUCUUUAAAGUCAGUCUUUGAAGAUCACAAGAUUGUCUGAAGGCCUUUUAAGACCCUAUGGGUGCCCUGCAGAAAUGUAACUGCAAAGCUGUUUCCAUUUCCAGGACUGAACAUUCCGAGACUACUUCGUGACUCUCUGCAUGUCCUCUCCCCCCACCCUCCUGUUUCAUUCUGUCGGAGCUGGGAAGUGCCACGUGGACGAGGACAACGUGUGCGCUCUGUCGCUGGGGUGUGGUGAGGUGGCAUGAGAGUUGCCUGUGCUCAGAGGCACCUCAGAGGUGCCCAGGGGUCGGCCAGGGUGCUGGGCUGUUGCCGAGAGCAGUGCAGGACUCGUUCAGCUUGGGCUGUUUGUACAGCUCCGUACUGCCUAUGUGUAGCCAUCUUUGCCUUUUGCUGCAAUUGAGCAGAGCAAGGAUUCAGCAAAGACCCUUAGCUAGUUUGUAGAUCCACUCAAUUGUAAGUGCUGUUUUAAAGUUCAGAGCAGACAGCCGUGUGUGGAAACUGUGGCUACAGGAAAUGGAGCACUCUUACAUUUACUUCUAAACAGUAAGUGGUAAUAGAAAGCAGCCUCACUGACUUGGAAAAAAAAAAACAACAACAACAGAGGUGGAAAGUAGCAGCAUAUGUCCAGAUAACACACAUAAGCAAGAAACAGUCGCUGGAACACUGCACGGAGGCUAAUUACUGGAGACUCUUGGACACUGAGGGCCCCCCAGUUAGGUUUUCCUUCUAGAUGUUUGGUUUUCAUUACUCCAAGUAAACCUUGAUUCAAGGACAAAGCCUUGGUUAAUGAGUUCCACUGCCAGCUCUCCAGGAAGCCUGGAUCUUACUGAUGGACACUUUCUCCAUAACUUCUCAGGCUCUGAGGUCAUACCAAUAGCCCCAUUUCCAUGUACGGUCUAGUGUAAUAGAUUCUUUCUCUACUUUCUCUUUCCUUAUCAGACACUUAGUGCAAACCUCUAUGGAAGUCUAACCAGAAAUGUCUGGUGAUGGCAUUGCAAUGUGCAGUCCUGCCAUGGGGCUCUGUGAUGACCAAACUCUUAGGAGAAGAGUCUGCUAACAUUCUGCCCAAAUAUAUACUUGACUUGAGCGUAGGUCAACAAUACAAGUGGGGGUUCAAGUGUCUUGCUUCCAGCUAGCUCUGAAGUCUCCUGAGCUCCCUUUCAUUUUGCUCUUGGUACAGCUUCCCUAGUGUUCCUGCAUGUGACCAUAAAUGAUUGCUUCUCUGUCUUUAAUUUAGAGGUCCAGUGGGGACGUGUUGCUUAUCUGACUCAUGUUCUGGGCACAUAUCAUUCCUUUGAAAGUAUGGGUAUGAUAUACUACAUUAAGAUAUAUGCUUCAUUAGGGAGGAGCCGCCUUGCAGUGGGCAGGGAGUUUAUUACCACAGUCUCCAUAGUCAUUUCAAAGUCCAGCUGUUGGCAUUACUUCCAGCUGUGGAGGAGUGGGUUGGUGGUGAGUAAUCUCUUUCCAUUUAUCAGCCUCAGAAAUGAAACUUGUGCUUGGACUUUGCAGUGAGGGGAGGAGGGUUCACAGCAGAUUGUUUCCAGAGGCUGGAGGAAAGCAUGUUCCAGGAGAAUUUAAUCACUGGGCUUCUGCUGAGUUUUUCAGUUGGUGGGACUGUCAAGGAAAUGUGAUGACAGAAAUAUAAUCCUUAAAACAGACUAGAAUCUGGCUUUGAACGGUGCCUUCCAUUCCCUGGAUCGAGCCAGACGUUUGACGAAGCACUCAGUUACCAAGCCGUCACUGCUGGGCUGCAGGACUCUGCUUGUAUUAAAGACCAUCUCACAUUUCUCUCUGAAGGCUUCCAAACAGCCCAGAGAAAAUUUAGGGUACAGAUGGCUGUGGUCCAGUUCGAGCAGCUGCAGCAGAAGAUACAAAUCAACCCCUGCUAUGAAAAUAGAUGAAGUACUAUCUACACUAAGGAUCCUGGUGCAUUUAAAAAGUAUUCCAAACCACGCAAAAAGGCAGUCUAAUCCUUAUUGAUGGGAGCAAGUAUGAUCUGUUUCUUUGAAAAAGCAAACUCUAGGAGUUGAAUUUAAAAAUUUUAUAUGUAUAUGUGUAAGCAGAGCAACCAUGUAUUUAAUGACUUCAACAUUAAAUCUACCUCCCGUAUACUUUUUAUUUAAUUGGUCGCUGCAUGUGACAGUUCUGGGCUUUGGAAAGAGCCAAGGCCAUAUGGUUCGAGUUCCCAUCUCAGUUUAAAUAUACUGUAUCACUUUUAAUGGGCCUUCAGCAAGUCUAGAAGCAAAUGGUCUGGUCUUAGUCUGAAAGCCCACAUAACUUUAACAGACAUAAAACUGUGUACCUACAGAAACAGCACAUCUCCAAAGCCUGCUGAGGCAGUACUGCAAGAAGCGGCUGGCUGAGCGGGUGUUUCUCUGGCCCUUUGUAUCGUGGCAUCGUCAGCCCUGGGUUUCUGGUUUUCGAUUAGGCUGAUAGAGGGAUUAAAAAAAUGAAGAGUUAUUGGAGGAUCGCAUUCUAUAACCACAAAGGUACUCAUUUUUUGCAACCUUAUAUUCCAGUGUUGUACACUUAGUGAAAUAGAAGAGAGCUAAGCUGUGCUCCAUCACAUUUGAGGACAGAUCUGUCCAUGCCGUGAGGACUUCUUAACAAAUUGCUCAUUUUCAUUAAAACCUAGUCACAAUCCCUGUGUCAAAGGAUUUCUGAAAUUCAUUUCCUACAAUCUUUUUAAUAGUUGUAGAAAAUAGGAGGGUGCAGCUUCAUUUUAUUGCAUGUCAAUUUUGGUAAUGAUAUUUUGAUUUUUUUAGUUACCAAGUAGAACAUAACUUUUUAUAAAAAGUUUUGAUACCAACAGAUGAGUAUCAGGUGCGAAGGCAAGGCAGCCCUCUGUGCAUGUCCUAUCCCACUCGAGAGAUGUUGUGAUGUUUAUGCUGUUCCAUCCACAUAAAAGAAUGUACAUAUGUGUAUAUGGGUGUCUACAUACACAUAUGCAUGCAUUCAUACAUAUAUGUAUAUAGAGAUAUUUAUUUGUAUACGUAUAUGUACACAUAUGCUAUACAUAAAUUGCAUAGCUUUAAAAAAGAGAAAACAUUAAAAAAUCAUGCUAAUCAUUUAGCAGUUGGUUUGGGUAACACAAACAGGCAAAGAUGGAUGACAAAGAAUUCUCAUUUAUUUUCUUCCCCAGCACCACGGAGCUUAGCAUUACUAUCACAUCUCUGCAGUUCCACAUCGUGUUGUCUAUUC
Molecule: messenger RNA, 7056 nt
Organism: Oryctolagus cuniculus (rabbit)
Lineage: Eukaryota; Metazoa; Chordata; Mammalia; Lagomorpha; Leporidae
Gene: DGKI
Product: diacylglycerol kinase iota
Biological process (GO): phospholipase C-activating G protein-coupled receptor signaling pathway
Cellular component (GO): glutamatergic synapse; plasma membrane
Molecular function (GO): ATP-dependent diacylglycerol kinase activity; protein binding
Source: RefSeq, a predicted model, not a curated record